Molecule: messenger RNA, 1977 nt
Organism: Trypanosoma conorhini
Lineage: Eukaryota; Euglenozoa; Kinetoplastea; Trypanosomatida; Trypanosomatidae
Product: putative serine/threonine protein phosphatase
Exons: 1
Coding region: 1-1977 (658 amino acids)
Biological process (GO): polyphosphate catabolic process
Cellular component (GO): cytoplasm
Molecular function (GO): phosphatase activity; endopolyphosphatase activity
Source: RefSeq, a predicted model, not a curated record
AUGGAUCCACAGAGUAACAUUCUUUCGCAACUGCGGGCGCUAAAGCUGAGUAACGGGGCACGUGUGGAGAACACCGUUCAGCGCCCUGAGAGUGCUCCCUCCAAUGUAGCGGCUGCUCUGAAGGGCGUCAUUGGCGCUCAUGGAAAUUUCAUUGCAGUGCCACCGCAGGCCGACACAGUGAAGGCCGGUAGCGGGAGGGGCGACAACAGCACCCCUCCACCAGUUCAUCCUGUGACUGGUGCUACUGGCAACUACCUUUCCUCCAACGAAUUGAAAUUCAGUAAGACCAACCAGGCUGCUGCUGGUGCAAAACCGACUCGCAUUUUGCGCCCCACGCCCCGAUCUCUGCAGCAGCAGCAGCAGCAGCAGCAGCCGGUGGUGCGACGGGAAAAGGAGGCGAGAGUCUUGACACCUUCAUCCAGCAACAAGCUUGAUCAGUUGCUUCAGGCAGUUCCUACAUCCACCGUUGCACCCGCCCGAGAUGCGGCUUCGACGUCACCCCCUGUGGCAGUUGCCUUGACGAACGUCGAUCCCAAUGCUGUGCGGAUGUCAACGGUGGUGGCUGGUACGGCAGCAAGCCCAAAGUUGCUUGAGCCUAUAGACAACUUCAAUGCACAAAAGCCAAUCAUUCGUACUGCACCCCCGUGUGAUCACCGGUACAUUAUUGUUGGUGAUGUGCAUGGAUGCCCGGAACCUCUUGGAGAAUUGAUGCAAAAGGUAAACUACCAGAAAGGGAAGGACUGCCUGAUUCUGGCUGGGGAUUUGGUCAAUAAAGGACCCGACUCUAUAGGGGCAGUGCAGCUGGCUCAGUCCCUGGGUGCCAUUGGUGUGCUGGGCAAUCAUGAUAGUACACUGCUCGUUUGUAUCGCCAGAUCGCGGAAGGCAAAGCUUACUGUACAGGAGGAACUUGAUCCCGUGAUGCAGCUUGCGCUCUCCUUUCCACAAGAGUGUCAGGACUAUUUGCGUUCACUCCCGCAUAUCCUGCGAAUUCCAAAGUACAAUGUUCUCGUGGUGCACGCGGGGCUCAAUCUGAAUAAUUCCAUUGAUAAUCAGGAUGUGUUUGAAAUUAUGCAUAUGCGGCGAUUAGAAAAGCUGAGUGGUCGUGAUGAUAAAAAGACAUACACCAGUACCAAAGCAAAGUGGAAGGCGGUGGUAAAGGGGACCCGUGGUGAACCCUGGGCGGAGUUCUGGAAGGGGCCAGAAUGCGUUGUCUUUGGUCACGACGCACGCUCUGGGCUCCAGGUGCAUCCUUUUGCAUAUGGCAUAGAUACUGGCUGUGUCUAUGGACGCGAACUCACGUGUGUCGUGUAUGGUCCUGAAAGCCCCAAGGGUACUUUGGUUUCGGUGCCGGGUCUACCAAAGUUCACCAACGAGAAACGUGGUCUUCCGCCCCCGGCAGCUCCUGUGUACGAGCAGUGCAUGGAAGAGCUGGAAAAGCAGAUUUUACGGCCAACCUCACGUCCCGCAUCCACGAUGCUCUUCAAUGGCUAUAAACCGACAUUCCUUUCCGUCCCCCCCACCUAUCCAUUCCUGAAGGCAAGCAGCGCCUUGCCUGCCGCUUCUGGGGCGUGCAGAGAAGAGAAGCCGACGCCCAAGAUAUGCGCGGUAGAGGCGGCUACAUUGUUGUUUUUGGUACAAGCAGGGGAGCUGAGUGCCGUUAACGCGCUCAUGGGUCUCCCGGUGUAUGAGGCGGCAUGGAGGUCCAUGCUACAUAACGAGGUGGAGGAUUGCACACAUGCCUUUUGGAUUCCCUUUGUUCGGGGAAUUUUAGAAGGGCUGUUAAACAUGUCAAGGGAGUCUUACUUGGAUUGCCUAGAUGACGUGCUACAACUGGCAUUGGAGGCAUGUGAUGAGCUGGAAGCUGUGCAAAAAUUUCUUGCUCCCCAACUACGUUUAUUACUGGAGCGUGGGGAGUCCGGGGGCCUUUCCGUCUCGAAGACCACUAUGAAGUUGUUGCGACUUCUUGCGAUGGCAUAA